Molecule: messenger RNA, 698 nt
Organism: Rhododendron vialii
Lineage: Eukaryota; Viridiplantae; Streptophyta; Magnoliopsida; Ericales; Ericaceae
Product: high mobility group B protein 6-like
Exons: 1
Coding region: 233-625 (130 amino acids)
Source: RefSeq, a predicted model, not a curated record
UCUCUCUCCCUCUCUCUCCAGGCCCAAGCAGAAAUGUUGAAAACUCAGUACUCUCCCCUAAACAGUACUCACACCCAGGUAAAAGCGGCUGCAAAUCACUCCAAUCCAGAAAUAUCCAAGCCAAUCCUCCCACCCACCACCAAUUAGUAAAUCCCAAUAACCGAAGCCAGAGAAGUGGAUCGAGAUCUCACCGAUCAACGAUUCGAACAAGAAGAAUAACAACAAUCGUCACAUGGUCUACGCCGCCACUCCUACAAAGAUCGGGUCGAUCGACGUGUCACUGGCGGAGGAGCUCAGCGCGAUCCGCCUAAAGCUCGAGCGGAUGAGAUUGGACAAAGAGGAGACGGAGAAGAUGCUGAGAGAGAGGGAUUUGGCGAUGGAGGCCGGUAUGAAGGAGCUGGUCGAGAGAGGGGAGAUACAGAAGAUGCUCAAGAUCGAGGUCGAUCGCUUGUUUCGGUUGAAGGAGCUCAAGAAUGCACAUUGCACACUGCAGAUUUGCUUCUAUUUUGGCCGUACACUAGAAGCCCAAGAAGAUAAAAUGGGGCAAGGACAAUAUUGUCAUUUCACCAGGGGACUGUGGGGACCAAAGACCAAAAUGACGUCGUUUUGGUCAAAUGAAUUUUAAAAAAACGGAAGGCUCCAGAUCUGGAACCAAUCUUCUUUAUGACCCAAAAAAAAAGAACUUUUUCUUAACGUGG